Messenger RNA from Plasmopara halstedii, 1401 nucleotides. RefSeq lists its product as uncharacterized. The transcript has a single exon. The coding region runs from base 102 to 449 and encodes 115 amino acids. NCBI's taxonomy places the organism in Eukaryota, Oomycota, Peronosporomycetes, Peronosporales, Peronosporaceae. The record is from RefSeq and is a predicted model, not a curated record.
AUGAUCAAAGUAGAUAUUUUGGAGGUCUAUUGAAAUUGAGCUGUGGCCAACAAUUGCUUCGAACAAUUCGUGACGUCUGAGAAAUCGUAGUAUUCAAGAAUAUGCGUCGCUACACGACUGAUGUUGUCCUGUUUGUGAUCCGCCACGGCAGAUUUGAAAGUGACUUGGAGGCCACUUGGCCGGAUUCAAAAGAGGAACUAGAAAUGGUGGCGGUGUGCAAUAGUGGUGGAAAAACACAAUUCUUGGUUAUUGGCAGCUUGGCAGUCUGUGGUAACUGCACAUGCUUUACCUGCACUACUUUCUAUCUUUUGCGUCUUUCUGGUUCAGCAGUUCAAGGUUGUCCUGCACACUGUACUGUAAAGAGUGACACACUCGACACUCUGACGGUUUCAUCUUCCCUCACAGUUUUCGACGGAUUUUUCGCGCAAGCAAUGUCAUCGUUGAGAUGAGAGUACUCUCUAGAUUCUAUUCAAGUUUGUAAUGGUUUUAUAGUCGCUGAUGACGAACGUCGAAAGACAUGACGAUGACCAGUUGCUCAAACGGCACCUAAACGCCUGUCCUCACGUUUAAUGCUUGCGCUAGGAAUUGGUUGUCAUCUUUAGGAUCAAGUCAUGAGAUAUAUUGUAAAAUACGAUUGACGACUACGACUAUGAAAUUAUUUUUUGAUGAGUGCAUGGUGGUGGCGUUAACUACUUCUGGUAUAUUAAAUCCAGUCUGAAAGCGAUGUGGGUCAGACACUAUAUACUUUGCAAUGUUAUGUUCGCAGUUUGAAACAGUGGGAAUAUUUCUGAGCUACUACCUACUGGUAGGCAGGUACUUUUUGUUGAAACAGCUGGUUACACUACACUGUACACCUAAGUGUCUCGUUGAACCUCACUUAGGCACAAAAAAGUAAAGCAUAUCUAGUAAAAUACUGAACAGGAAAUGUUGGAUAAGAAACUACCAACAUGAACUUUACUAGCUUACAAUGGACAUCGGUAUGACAAAUCUACGACUUUGAAUCAUCAUCGUUUUCACUGCCGACAUUUGACGGAACGUUCAACUGACAACAUGGCCAUCACGUGAGAGCCCAUCGCCAGUACGAUGCGUCGUCAUCUCUACCGUUAGUCCGUACUGCCAUGUAUGUGCCAACGUGUUGAAAUGUUAGCUUAAGAGUCGUCACAACAUGUUAGUCGAACGCUCUUAACUGUAUCAGCAGCUGCAUUUAAUUCAGAUUUCCAGAUGCUUUCUUAAACAGUCGAUGACUAAUAUUUCUUUAUUCGAGAACAUAUUCUUCAAAAUGUACCCACGGAGUUUCAAAAGACCAGUGAGAUACUCUGAAGCUCCUCACUUCCGUACGGAUCAAUAAAAUGUAAAAGUAUGCAGCUUAUCAGUUUCAUAUUUUAACCUACACGUAUUCAC